Molecule: messenger RNA, 1445 nt
Organism: Porites lobata
Lineage: Eukaryota; Metazoa; Cnidaria; Anthozoa; Scleractinia; Poritidae
Source: the annotation of a GenBank genome assembly
GAUAACGUUUUUGACACGUUUAUUGCAGAUGCUACAGCAAGGCAGAUGGCCAGGAGAAAGAUCGUGGAGGAAUAUUGUCUUACGCAUUCAUACGAGAAGGAACCUAAAGUGAAUCGUGAUAGUUUAGGCUACAUUGUGGUUGAUGAUGAACACAAGAUCAUCUACUGUACAAUUCCCAAAGUAAGCACGACAACCUGGAAGAACGUGUUGGCAAAACUGCGUGGGAUCAAGGUGAAAAACGAGAAGUCGGUAAGAUGACCAAAGCCGUUUAGAAAAGCGUGAAAAAGGGACGUUAAUUUUUCAGUCUUAUCGACGACAUUAGGUUUUAUCAGAAACUCAUAAGUGGUUGAAAACCCCUUAUGAGUUUCUGGUUCUAUUUGGCUCGUCUACUUGUCUUCAAGCCAAUGUCGACCCCUUCAAGUGGCUGCUCGAAGCCAGCAAUUUGUGGGCACAAUCCAUUCGGAUUUUCCUUUUUUCUUUGUUGAGUUCGCCACGGUGACUCAACACGGUGAUAAGGGAUGAAUCAGAACUAACGUCCCAAUUGAUAUCAACCUCUUCAUUACCCACCCAGCCCAUGAAAGGUUGUACCACACAACCGAGGUCUACGCUGGAAUGAAUGAUUUUCUGGGAAGGUUUUCCUAAGAUUUCGAGCCAACCAUUCAACAGAAAACUCAGGAAACGGAAGGCACUGAAUUUGCGAGGUUGUCCCUUUCACAAACAAAUUUCAGAAACCCUCAUCAAAGUAUGAAACGGCAGGACUUUCAGAUAAGUUUAGCAACUUAUUUACUAUUAACUUAUUUAUCUAUUUACUGCGUGUUUAUUGAGUUUCUUGCAUUUUCUAGGUCCACGAGUGGGAUUUGUGGAAUCGCUUGUACCAAUACAACGAAGAAGAAAGAGCAAUACGCAUUAAGACAUAUUUCAAGUUUCUUUUUGUUCGCGAGCCUCUAAAACGUUUGCUGUCGGCGUACAAGGACAAGUUUAUAGGAGGAGACGCGAAAUUGAGUAGAUUAGAUCGGCAAUACAUCAUAAACAAAUAUCGACCGCAAGAUUUGAACAAAAAUGAAAAUUUCGUUAGCUUUGCAGAAUUUAUUAAAUACUUUUCCGAAGAUAUUCCACGAAAUCAGCAUUGGCGGGAAUAUGAAAAACUCUGCCAUCCGUGUCUUGUCAACUACACUUUCAUUGGACACUUGGAGACCAUGGCUGAGGACGCUCCCCUCUUGUUAAAAACGGCGGGAAUUGACGACCGCGUGACUUUCCCGCCAAUUCACGAAUCGACCAACACAGAUGAAGUUCUUGAGUACUAUUCCCAGGUUCCUACCGAGUAUAUUAAGCGACUUGGAGAGCUAUACCGCAGUGAUUUUGAAAUGUUUGGAUACGAAUACCUCGGUGCUGUGAAACCUCUCUUGAGACACAAUACAAGCAAGGAGGACAAUUCAAAUCGUUGA